AUUGUAGUGUGAGAUAAUAUGAAGGACAAAAGAUGAGUCGUUAAAAGGGUGGACGCAGGGAAUGCGAAGAAGAGUAGCUGAUCCAUCGCCGACUACCAUUUUUCCCCUAACCCCACAUCACAUGCUUCCCCUUUAACGCGUCGACUCUCAUUGUUCGUCGCCCAUCAAUUUCUUUCUUCACUUCCGAUCUCACUUCUCCAGCAUCACUCUAAAAACCUAGAGAGAGAAAGAUUUGGAGAGAGAAAAUGGCGCUGAAUCACGCUGGACCCUGCACUCCGGCGUUGUUGAAGGCGACCUUAGGGCUGAUGGCACUGUGCAUGGCUGGCUACAUAGUAGGCCCCCCUCUCUACUGGCACGUCAUGGAAGGCGUAGCAGCAGUAAGUCGCUCAGAAUCUUCGUCUUCCUCUUGCCCUCCUUGCCUCUGUGAUUGCUCUUCUCAACCUCUUCUCUCCAUUCCCCAAGGACUAAGCAACGGUUCCUUUGCAGAUUGUGCAAAGCAUGAUCCAGAAGUGAGUGAGGACACUGAAAAGAAUUUUGCGGAGCUCUUAUCUGAGGAAUUGAAGCUUCGGGAAGCUGAAACUUUAGAAAGCCAGCAGCGCGCUGACAUGGCACUGCUUGAGGCCAAGAAGUUGACAUCUCAGUACCAAAAGGAGGCAGACAAGUGCAAUUCAGGGAUGGAGACUUGCGAAGAGGCAAGGGAAAAAGCUGAAGCUGCUUUAUUGUCACAAAAGAGACUGACUGCAAUGUGGGAGCUGAGGGCUCGUCAGAAAGGAUGGAAAGAAGGGGUUGCCAAGUCACGAACCCAGUCUCAGGGAAAUGUACAGGCUGUUUAAAAUGGUAAUGGCCUAAAAUGGAAUUAUCACACGAAGGUAUUGCUUCAUCUCCACAGUGAACUUCCAUAUAAUCUCACCUCAGAACCAGGGUGAUGCUUAUGAAUUUGAUCAACUGUCUUUAGCCGUCUGAUCUGGUUCUUUAAUGUUCCAAGUUUAGGAGUUAUAUUCUUUUGAAAAUAUAAGUUAUAUUUCUUUUCAUGGCCUCUUGUGCUAAAAUUGCAUGGCCUUUAUCCAGUUUGUUUUUCCAUCUUUUAACUGAGAAGUCCCAUUGUUAGACUCUAUAGUAGAGAAUGUGAAUACGUGAUUGCCUUUUGUCCAAUGAAAAUGGUUGCCGGAUAUGAAUAUGUUAUUGUUGAAGUGCCUGAACUAUUUCUAUAUCUUUAUUAUUAAAAUAAAAAUUUAACUUGAUUUGGACUA
This is a messenger RNA of Cornus florida, 1250 nucleotides long. RefSeq lists its product as uncharacterized. Bases 246 to 833 code for a protein of 195 amino acids. The record is from RefSeq and is a predicted model, not a curated record. NCBI's taxonomy places the organism in Eukaryota, Viridiplantae, Streptophyta, Magnoliopsida, Cornales, Cornaceae. The transcript has 3 exons.